CCGGCACUCCGCGCUGUCCAGUCGUCCUGCGCACGUACACCGAAAUGGCGUCGGCUCCAGAUUACAGCUCGUACAACCAGACCAGCGCCCAGCAGGGGUAUGCCUCUUAUGCUGCGCAGCCCUCACAGACUUAUGGACAGUCUGCACAGCAGAGCUAUGGCCAGCAGAGUUAUGGAUCCUAUGCCCAACCUGCAGCAGCUGACAGCAGCUACACCCAGACAACUCCUGCUGCUGGAGGCUACCCUCAGCAGCAGCAACAGCAGUAUGGAUCCUCAUAUGGCCAACCAGCUUCAGCUGGCUAUCCUGCUGCUCAGUCUACAACUCACAGCUACUCAUCGUCCGCCCAGGGUUAUGGAGCAAGUGGUUAUGACAGCACUCCAGCUGCUGCUGCUCCAGCUGCUUCCCAAUCUUAUGGUUCUCAGCCAGGCUAUACUGCCCAGUCUGCUUACCCAGGUUAUGGCCAGCAGGCUGCUCCCACUACACCGCAGAGUUACAAUGCUAACGGCCAGCCGGCUAGUUACAGCCAAAGUAGCUACACCGCCCCAGCAGGAUAUGGGCAGCAACAGGCUGGUUACCAGGCCCAGCAGGCAAGCUACAGCCAGCAGCCAGGGUACCAGCAGCAGACCCAGCAGCAGUCCCAGGCUCCCCCUGCUUACCCCCCGCAGGCUGCUGGCUCCUACGGACAACCUCCAGCCAGUCAGUAUGGCCAACAAGGUGGACCACCGAGUUACCAGUCCAACCAUUACAAUAAUUACCGACAGGAUGGCCAGGGUAGUGGUUCUGGUUACUCUGGCUCAGAGUCUUCAAGGUACUCAGGUUCAGGGGAGAGCAGGGGCCCCGGCAGAGAAGGCUUUGAUCGUGGUGGAAUGAUGCACCGUGGGCGCGGCAUGGGUCGUGGCAUGGGCGGCGCUGGAGACAGAGGUGGCUUCAGUAAGCCUGGUGGACCAAUGAGCGACGAGCGUGAAAUGGGACGCCCUGAAGAGCAGGAUGACUCAGAGAACAGCACCAUCUACAUCACAGGCUUGUCUGAGAAGGCAAACCUGGAGGAAAUGGCUGAAUUCUUCAAACACGUCGGUCCGAUCAGGAUGAACCGCAGACUCGGCCAGCCAGCCAUUAACAUAUACACAGACAAGGACUCUGGAAAGCCCAAGGGAGAUGCCACUCUGUCCUAUGAGGAGCCGGUCUGUGCUAAAGCGGCUGUGGAGCACUUUGAUGGAAAGGAGUUCCAAGGCCGAAGGCUUAAGGUUUCCAUGGCACGCAGGAAACCUAUGAUGGGUGGAAUGAGAGGGGGCAUGCCAAUGCGAGACGGUAUGAUGGGUCGUGGAGGUAUGAUGGGCCGCGGAGGAGACCGCGGAGGGUUCGGGGUACGAGGUGGUCCCCGUGGAAUGGGCAGAGGUGGACCCACAGGAGGCAACAUGCAGCAAAGAGCUGGGGACUGGGAGUGUCCUAACCCGGGUUGUAGUAACCAGAACUUUGCCUGGAGAAUGGAGUGUAACCAGUGCAAAGCUCCCAAACCAGAAGGGUUAGGCGGUGGUCCUCCGUUUCCCCCUGGUGGAGACCGUGGCAGAGGUGGAAUGGGAAUGCGUGGAGGCCGAGGUAUGGACCGAGGUGGGCCAGCAGGUGCAGGCGGCCCAGGUGGCCCCGGAGGUUUCCGUGGAGGCUGGGGAGGUGACCGUGGUGGAUUCAGAGGACGUGGUGGAAUGGAUAGGGGAGGCUUUCGUGGGGCUGGGCGUGGAGGACCCCCCAUGGACCGAAUGGGUGGCAGAGGUGGAAGAGGAAUGGGCCCACCAGGUGGCAAGAUGGAAAUGAGGGACCAUCGCCAGGAGCGCAGAGAACGACCCUACUGAAGGACGACUUCAUGACCGUUCCUCUUGUGGAAUUUGAUUUUUAUGGCGCAGAUUUUUAAUUUAUGAUUCCAUAUUCCAAUGGUUAUAGAACUGCUGUCAAACAUCCUGUGCAGUUUCAAAUUGUGUUUCCAUAUAUUUUUUUUUAAGUUUAGUAUUCCAUGUUUAUGCUGCAUCUUGUAUUGUGCAUGUUUUUUUUCGUUGUUGCUUUUUUUAAAAUUCAUAUUAGUUUUCACUUUGUAUUGUAAAAUGCAAUAUUUUUCAUUCAUUUGCAUAAUUGCCUCCCCUUUCCCAUAAGUGACAGUUGUAUUAUGGCAAAUUUGGGAAAUAAAAUUUUACCGAUUUCACGUCUUUGUGAUGUUAGAUACUCACGUUUACUAAAUAAAUUCAUAAAGGAAAUGCC
Messenger RNA from Limanda limanda (common dab), 2247 nucleotides. RefSeq names its product EWS RNA-binding protein 1b (gene ewsr1b). Gene Ontology annotation, cellular component: nucleus. Gene Ontology annotation, biological process: regulation of DNA-templated transcription. The record is from RefSeq and is a predicted model, not a curated record. Bases 45 to 1847 code for a protein of 600 amino acids. Gene Ontology annotation, molecular function: transcription coregulator activity; RNA binding. Lineage: Eukaryota; Metazoa; Chordata; Actinopteri; Pleuronectiformes; Pleuronectidae. The transcript has 15 exons.